Molecule: messenger RNA, 1179 nt
Organism: Lodderomyces pseudojiufengensis
Lineage: Eukaryota; Fungi; Ascomycota; Pichiomycetes; Serinales; Debaryomycetaceae
Exons: 1
Coding region: 1-1179 (392 amino acids)
Source: RefSeq, a predicted model, not a curated record
AUGCUAUGCUUUAAACAACCUAUAAGGAUUCUACUAUGUAGAAGGAAUAUAUCAACCAGCUUACCUACCUUAAAUCUAUUCGACAAAACCCCAUCUCGUACUGAAAGACCAUCAACUAAAUCAUCUACAACUUCAUCAUCAUCAAUAUUUUCAUCAAAUAGAUUUCAAGAACAAUACAAUAAAUCCAAAUCAGAUAAUUCAAAUCAAAUAAAUUAUGAUGGAAAUAAACGAAUUCCUAGACAUUCUCAUCAAAAUUUAAAUAAUCGAUCGAAUAAUCGUCAUCAACAACAAUCACCCAAAUUUAAACAAAAACCAAAAUUUGAUUUACAAAAAGUUUUAGAAAAAGGAUCAGAAUCAUCACAAAAUGCAAUAAAAUCAAUUUUAACAAAAUUAUAUAAUUUAAAUACAAAUUAUGAAGUUGAAAUAAUAACAGAAACAGGUUUAAAAAAAUGUAAAAUUCAAGAAAUAUUAGCUGAUUUAAAUUUACAAAAACAAGGUAUACAAUUAAUUUUAAGAGAUAAUAAUCAAUUACCAAUUAUAAAAUUUAUAAAAAUUCAAGAAAUGUUAAAAAAUUAUAAUGAUGAAUUAGCAGAAUCAAAAGAAUUAGAAUUAUUAAAAAUUGGGUCCAUCAAAACAAUAAAAUCAUUAGAUAAUAAAUUAAAAUUAAAACAAAAACAAUCAAUGGAUAAAAAUUUUUUAAUUAAAUGGUCUAUUUCAAUAAAUGAUUUAAUUAAUCAAAAAUUUAAUGAAUUAAUUAAAACUUUAAAAAAGCACCAAAAAUUAAAUUUAUUUAUUAUAAGUAAUAAAUCAAUAAGUUUUAAUAAUAAUCCAAAUAUAACUAAUUUAAUUAAAGAUAAUGAUCAAUUAAGUUUAGAAAUUAAAAAAAGACAAUUAAUAAAAGAUAAAAUUGAAAAUUAUUUAAUUAAAUUAUCUGAAGAUUCUAAUGUAAAAUGUAAAUGGAAUUUAAUUGAUGGUGAUAUAAAUACAAGAUUACAUUAUAAUAUUUCAUGUAUUAAUCAAUCAUCUAUUGAGAGCAAUUCUAAGGAGAAGAUUGAUGUUACUCCGGAAGUGAAACCUGUUAAGAUUAAAAAGGCUCAGACUCAGACACAAGAAAAAGCAAAAUCAAAAAUAGAUGAAGAUGAAUUAGAUUCUUUAUACCUGUUUAAAAUUGAAGAUUAA